Molecule: messenger RNA, 1200 nt
Organism: Trypanosoma grayi
Lineage: Eukaryota; Euglenozoa; Kinetoplastea; Trypanosomatida; Trypanosomatidae
Exons: 1
Coding region: 1-1200 (399 amino acids)
Source: RefSeq, a predicted model, not a curated record
AUGGUGGCCCGCAAAGGGGUUUCCAAGAAGAAUGGUGGCAGCACGCGCAGCCGUGCCGGUCGUUAUGGCGCCUGGCGUCUGGGCGGGGUGCUGCUGGGAGUUCUCGGCAUUAUUGUUGCGGCAUAUCUCCUGCGCAGUGGGGAUAGCAGCAUCCCGCACGCGGCAAUAGUGAACGACACCCGAAUCCUCACGUCUGCGUUGCGGCACGCGGAGGCGGAGGCGAAUGUGGCCGCUCUCCAUCGACUAGCCGACUGCACACUGCGGGUGGGGAUGGUCUUGGAGGGGGUGCUGGCGAAUACCAGCGACAACGAUGCAAUGCACACAAAUAUUGUGCAUGCGGUAAAGGUGUACAGAUCCGCCACAGCGUUUGGGCUUGAGAAGCUCCUUCCGGUUCUGCUGGAGGCGCAAGGCGGGGACGCUGCUCCGCUGCAGGAUUAUCGUCACGAGCCGAAGCUGCUGUGGCGGUGGAUUGCCGUGGCCUCUCACGCCCUUACGGCUGUCCUGCCGGAGUAUUUCCUCGCAGCGGAUGACACUGACACCCACAGCGAAGCGCUGGCGACAGGACUGCACGUCUUGUUGCAGGUGUCGAACGCUCCUUCUUCUGUACUGCCGGCAGGGCAGGGGCCCCUCCUCGAUUGCGCAGACCACGAAGCCGCUAGCCAUAAGAUGGACAAGAAACAAGUAGACCGUUGGUUGAAGUUUUGCAGGAGCAGUUUUACAAGCCUCGAUAGCAUAGAGGUGCGGCGGGCGGCAAUUCUCGAGGAACUCAUUGCCCUCCACUCCGACUACGCCCCAUUGCGACUCCACUACGCCGUUGCACUCGCGUUGAGCCGCCAUGCAGCAAAAGCGGACGUCGCUAUUGGGCUGAUUCAGCGGGAACGAGAGAGGUUGAAUACCCGCACACACCUUGACCCCCUUCACCGGGUUAUGUUGCUGUUGUGUGAGGCGUUCCUUGCCCCCACGGCGGCGGUGCAGGUGGAGGUGGUGAAUGCGCUGGCACAGAUCGAUAACUGCGCCCAACUCCUGCGACCGUUUCACGCCGACACGAGUGGUUGGCGGCGCCGUUUCCGUGGGCAAGAGCGGCCAGAUGUGAUGGACCAUCGGCAGGCGAAGCGGCUGCUGCGCGCCAUGAGGGUGCUGUUGGCAAAGGAUGAGGAGUCACUUCCUGCGGGUCUUGUGGCGUGCGGCGACAUGAGCUGA